AUGUCUCUAGAAACCAUAACCACCAUCUCCCCCAUCACCAGCACCCCCGUCCUCACCCGCAGCGGCAUCGCCGAAUCCGACCUGCUCGCCCUCCCCUUAGCCGCCCAGGCCGCAUUCCGCUCUUUUUCGCAGUCCACCACGCUCGCCCAGCGUCAGGAAAUCGUCGCCAGAGCGCUUGCCCUGCUCGAGAAGAGGAAAAAUGCCCUUGCGCGCCAGCUUACAGACCACAUGGGCCGGCCCAUCAAGUAUACCGGCGUGGAGAUCACGACGGCCGUGAAGCGGGGUGAAUACUUGAACCGGGUGGCGGGGGAGGUGCUGGGCGACAAGAUCGAGGCGGACAGCGAGCCGGGGUUUAAGAGAUAUUUGAAGAAAGAACCGGUGGGAGUGGUGCUGAUUAUUUUCGCGUGGAAUUACCCCUAUUUGAUCCUUGUCAACAGCUUGAUUCCAGCCCUCCUCGCUGGAAACGCAGUGAUCCUCAAGCCAUCGCCUCAGACACCUACGGUGGUUGAGCACAUCUCUGAGAUCUUCACCGAAGCGGGCCUUCCACAGAACGUGAUUCAGUAUUUCCACUCAGGUUCUCCCACCAACGUCGAAGCCCUCGUUCGUUCACCACUAGUUAAUCACGUUUGCUUCACCGGGUCUGUUGCCGGAGGAUUAUCCGUCCAGAAAGCCGCAGCGGACAGAAUUGUCAGUAUUGGACUAGAAUUGGGUGGAAAUGACCCGGCAUACGUCCGUGAUGACGUCGACGUGGCUUGGGCAGCUGAGGAAAUCGUCGACGGAGCUAUUUUCAACAGUGGCCAGAGUUGUUGCGCCAUAGAGCGGGUGUAUGUCCAGGAAAAGAUCCACGACGCAUUCGUGGAAGAGGUGAAAAAGGUUCUAUCGAAAUAUCGCGUGGGCGAUCCAUACGACGAACAAACACAGAUUGGACCCGUGAUCUCUAAGAGAGCGCGGGAAAAUAUUCUGUCGCAUAUCGACGAUGCUGUAAAGAAGGGUGCUAGGGACGAGACUCCGGCCAACCCAACAUUUGAAAAUAUGCCCCCUGACGGAAACUUUGUCAAACCCACGCUUCUAACAGGAGUAGACCACAAUAUGGUCGUCAUGGCAGAGGAAACAUUCGGCCCGGUCAUUCCUGUCAUGAAGGUCAAAGAUGACGAAGAAGCAAUUCGGCUUAUGAACGAUAGUGACUUGGGAUUAACAGCCAGCAUCUGGACCAAGGACGUUGGCACAGCGGAGAAAUUGAUCCAGCGCAUCGAAGCCGGAACGGUAUUUGUCAACCGUGCCGACUAUCCUAGCCCAGACCUUGCAUGGACCGGUUGGAAAAACUCCGGUCGUGGUGUUACAUUAAGUAGAUUUGGGUUCGAUCAAUUCGUCAAGCUGAAGAGCUUCCAUCUGAAGGAUUAUCCAAAAUAG
Messenger RNA from Uncinocarpus reesii 1704, 1410 nucleotides. RefSeq lists its product as uncharacterized. Bases 1 to 1410 code for a protein of 469 amino acids. Gene Ontology annotation, molecular function: aldehyde dehydrogenase (NAD+) activity. The transcript is spliced from 3 exons. Lineage: Eukaryota; Fungi; Ascomycota; Eurotiomycetes; Onygenales; Onygenaceae. The record is from RefSeq and is a predicted model, not a curated record.